This is a messenger RNA of Cyclopterus lumpus (lumpfish), 4570 nucleotides long. It is a transcript of the gene srsf7a, whose product is annotated as serine and arginine rich splicing factor 7a. NCBI's taxonomy places the organism in Eukaryota, Metazoa, Chordata, Actinopteri, Perciformes, Cyclopteridae. Gene Ontology annotation, cellular component: nuclear speck. The record is from RefSeq and is a predicted model, not a curated record. The coding region runs from base 282 to 1010 and encodes 242 amino acids. Gene Ontology annotation, biological process: mRNA splicing, via spliceosome. The transcript has 8 exons. Gene Ontology annotation, molecular function: RNA binding; zinc ion binding.
CCUCCCUCGUAGUGCGCAGAUGUGGAUGUGACGCACUUGGUUUGUGGGGCUGUGUUCGCUUGUAUUUCGUUGCUAGCGGUUAACCCGGCCAACCUGUGGGACAGGCAUGUGGAAGACACGUUAAUGUCCACGAGAGUGGCAAUUUGGUUAAUUCAUUCUGGGGAAAAAAAACCGCAUUCGUAAAUUGGGUUAAUACCACCGUCAGUUGGAGGCGGUUGAAUUUCGUCUCUGCGUGGAGCUGAAUCGGAAAUCAUCGGAGCAGCGGGACAAGACAAGGAGAAAUGUCGCACCGCUCAUCCUCCCGUGGUUCAUCUCGGGCCACCGACUGUAAAGUGUACGUGGGAGACUUGGGCAACGGUGCCGCCAAGGGGGAGUUGGAGCGAGCGUUUAGUUAUUAUGGCCCACUGAGAACCGUCUGGGUGGCCAGGAACCCACCUGGGUUUGCCUUUGUGGAGUUUGAGGAUCCCAGAGAUGCAGAAGAUGCUGUGAAAGGCAUGGAUGGAAAGCUUCUCUGUGGUUCACGUGUACGCGUGGAGUUGUCAACUGGCCUCUCCAGGAAGGGCCGUGGGCGCCCCAGCCGACGGCAGUUCGACCCCACCGAUCGGUGUUACCAGUGUGGGGACCGAGGCCACUACGCUUACGACUGCUACCGCUUUAGCAAGCGAGGAGGCCGCCGCAGCAGGUCUCGCUCCCGUUCUCGGUCCCGGUCCAGAUCUAGGUCCAGGUCCCGCGGGCGCCGUUAUCGCUCUCGUUCCCACUCCCGCAGCCGGAGCCAAAGCCGGAGCCGCCGUCGUUCUCCAUCCUAUUCCAGACGCAGGAGCAGGUCCGGCUCCCCAGCCCGCUCCAAGUCAAGGACUCCAGUGAGAAGAAGUCGCUCCAAGUCUCGGUCUCGGUCCGCCUCUGCGCCCAGAAGGCGCUCCGCCUCCCGCUCACGAACCCCAGCGGCCAAUCACAAGAGGAAAAGGAGAGGGUCAGUUAUGUUCUUAACAGAAGUAGGUGCUCCAUCCUAGGCAGGGAAUGGCUGUUUAAAUAGACCCUCCUUCCACCCGAGAGCGCCAUGCUGCCGCCAGACAACUGCCGCCUGACGGUGAGAUGGACGAGCAGCGAGACCCCUUCGGCGGCGAGAGAUUCUGCGUCUUCUGCCUCUGCUGCUGGACAGCAGUGGAGUGGGAGAGGGGUAGAGGACAGUGACCCGGGCCCUCUGUCCGGUGUAUGGAAGUAAUAAGUAGAUGAAAGAUUAGCAGCUAAAAACCAGUGAGAUGAACAAUAUCCUCUGUACUCUUUUCCUUUUGAUCUCACCCACCAUAGAUGUAACUUAAUUCUACAGGAAAUUCAGGGCUGUGAGCGCUAGAGGGACAAUUGUAUUUAUUGGUUUUUAACGAGUGUUAAAUAAAGACUGUCAAAGUAGGGCUGGGCGAUAAUUUAAUAUGAUAAUUUAUUCAGGAUAAUAUUGUCUAAAUUGAUAAUAACAAGCACAUACAGGAUAUAUAUAUAUAUAUAUAUAUAUAUAUAUAUAUAUAUAUAUAUAUAUAUAUAUAUAUACACAUACAUACUUAUGUUAAUGAAAUUACAAAAUACUUAAUUUGCACUAUAUUAUAGAAUAUGGGAUUUACCAAAUAGUUAUUUUAUAUAGUCUAUUUAUUUAUUUAUGACUGGAAAACAUGCUAUAUCGUGAUGUGUGUGUAUAUAAUUAUUUUGGCCGUAUCGCCCAGCCCUAGGUCCAAGGUAGUAUUGUAAAUGUUUUUACCUUUUUCUUAAAUUUAGAUGCCCUUUCCUGAAUUUGGCUAAAUCAAUUGAACUCUCCAGAGAGACAUUAGCUGACAUAAAAAAAAAAGGGACAACUACACCAUUGGUGUGAAAUUUUAAGUUAAGCAUCUUUGCAGCACAGUUUUGUUUAUUUUUCAUAUUUUCUUUAAAGCGUGUGGUGGGAGCUGAGCACUGCACUGACACCGCAGCUGACACCAGGCCCAGGGUCUGCCAGCUGGCGGUGUGCACGUCCUGCGGGAGGGUGACUAAGCGCUGACCUGAGAUCAGCCUUCGCCUGCAUCCGGUGUUAGACAGCGAGAAAGAGGUCGACCUACCGACCGACCCCUCCCACGCAGUGAAUGGGCGACCCCGUCUGUUCAACCGACGCACACGCUCAGACGAGAUCCGCCCUCGCACACAUACAGUAGCUCUGCUAGAGUCACCCAGCCAGCCAGCCUUCAGACGUACCAGAGGGCCGACCCGCACAGAUCAGAGCUCGACCGUUUAAAAUCCAUUACCUACCUACCAGACCCCUACCUACCAGAGUUCUUCGGCCUCUGUCUUAGCUUCUGAGAGUGAGAGCUGACGAGAGAUCAGUCUUCAAGAGCCUUCGCAGCGCAGUGUCUCUCCAAGUUGUAGUCAUCCGUCCUACAGUCCUUUCAUCCUUCGCUUCUCUGUACUUGUUGUUUCUGCCACUGUCUCCAAAGGUAACCAAAAAUCAAACCCCCUGACAAGCUCAUGUUCAUAGUGAAAGAUAAUGCACAGGGUUGAUGUAGUUUUGGGAAUACAACUGGUGAUUGUCAAGCUAAAGUUGAGCCUUUUUUUACAAGCAUGCUCAGAGUAGGUGUGUGUGUGUGUGUGUGUGUGUGUGUGUGUGUGUGUGUGUGUGUAUCUGCAUGCGAGUGGAUGAGUGAGUACAAGAAAGGAAGGCAAGAUGUUUUCUUUUAAUAGGCUGAUAUCUCUGAGGAGGCUUUGUCAGAUAUGUUUUAUUUAUGUGCCAUACAUGUUUGCAACAUCAUUACCAUUUAAGGCUGCUUUACCAUCCGAGUACAGUGGAAACCGCUUGAGACCAAAUCGUUCCUAUAAAGAUGGCUGUUUGGAUUGUUUACCCCGUAGUAACCAAGAAGUCCGCUUCCACUGGACAUGCUGUGUACAUACAGAAUCCUUUUCCGCCCUACAACAGAUUCUGGGUUGUGUUACGUUACUCUGUAGUCGACACGUACACAUAGAGACAGUUGUGGCUGCUGGCGAUGGAGGCGGAAAGCAUAUGUGCACUUGCAGCUGUGCUGUGAAAGUAGAUCAAACUCAGCAAAUUGCGAAUCUGUCCGUUUAUGUAAAACGGUCUAAUAUGUCAAUUAAACCGUAUUCUGCAAGAGAAAUAAAUAAACAAAAUAUAUCUAAUAAUCACCCACUCUGGAUCCAAAUUGAGCCCGAGAGACCUGAUUACUUUUAAGAGGUUUCCACUGUACUUGUUUUAGUGCCCAAACUUGGUACAAUAAUAAUGGUGGCUUUCAAAUGUGCAGUUGGUAUAGAAUAGUUUCCAUCCGACCCGUAGACACAAGGAUUAAGUUCUAAAUCUCUCCUCAGAGCAGUAACCAUGCUAACAAUUUGCAGGUGAGAGCUGCGUCAGUUAUUAGAGUUUUUUUAGGGGGGUGGGGGGGGGUUAAUUGUGUAUUUAGCUUUUUGACCCUGGGCAGUUUGAAAUACAAAGAUUAGUUGCCUCAAGACAGAUUUAAUAUUAUCUUUGAUAUGAAUGUUUUAGUUUGAGGCCAAAAGAGGUUUUCAGAUCCCAUGCAGUCAGGGACUUUGUUAUAAGGUGUAUGUACACUGUCAAGAUGAGUAAUGUGUUGUUUUUAUUGUGUGUGUGUGUGUGUGUGUGUUCUUCCAUCCUCCCCUGCAGCGAGCUAACCCCUCUCCCUUUCUGUUUCAGUCGCUCCCGUUCAGCAAGUCAACACCGAAGCCCCACGGCAGCAGGCGACUGAGUGAAGAAGAUUAGUUAGUUUUACCCCCGCCCGCCCUGCACCCUGUCUGCUUUUACAGCCCUACAGCAGCUUUUUUUGUAAUUAUUUUUUUUUUUAACCUGUCCGUUUAUCCCUAGUCUUUCUUUUCUUUUUUUUCCCAGGGCUGUAGUUGUUAGUGCAGCCUCCUCCUAUUGUUGAAGAUUUAGUCAGUAUAGCAGCCAAAAAUCAGUUUCCAUUUGAUAGAGAUUGUUUUUUUCGAUGUUUCUGCUGCUGCAUGUCUUAUCUCUCUCCUGAAGUCGCGUUUUAUGUGUGAGAAGAAACACCCGUGUUAGGGCAAUGCCGAAUGUUGCCGUUGACAUUUGACAGCGAUUAGUGCGGCUUGUACAGCAGAUUGAUUUUUUUGUGGAAGAUAGGCCCAGUCGAUGCGGUUCUCGAGGGUGAAAUCACUUGAAAGUCCCAAACAUUUCUCAUCCACAAAAUAUCUUUCCCCCUUUAAGAAUCGGCAAUACGAUCAAUAAUUUCCUCUUUUUAUUUUUUGAUUGAGUUAAAUGCUGGUAUAAGUCGCCGCUUGCGACGGCAUCAGGAGGUAGUUGCUGGCCCGCAUGCCUUUAAAUACGAUGUCACAUUCCUACUGUUUGUUGUUUCUGUGCUGCACUGCCCCUUUUUAUGAGCCUGUUCACUGUGCUGAAUAGAUUUCCCCCAUGUGUUGAUCUCCGAUUUUUUCCAGUGUCUUUUUAAUUUUAAGAUAUUAUACAGUGCUGUCAUUUGAUUUCUGUAAGGGCUGCUUUGACAGUUGUGUUGUGUUCCUGGCUUGAUUGGUAAGACAGUGGCAGUUUUAUUUUUGAAUAAACCUCUUCAACAUA